Neogale vison (American mink) is the source of this 726-nucleotide messenger RNA. RefSeq names its product mitochondrial ribosomal protein L30 (gene MRPL30). The record is from RefSeq and is a predicted model, not a curated record. Lineage: Eukaryota; Metazoa; Chordata; Mammalia; Carnivora; Mustelidae. Gene Ontology annotation, molecular function: structural constituent of ribosome. The coding region runs from base 176 to 658 and encodes 160 amino acids. The transcript has 6 exons. Gene Ontology annotation, cellular component: mitochondrion; large ribosomal subunit. Gene Ontology annotation, biological process: translation.
AUGGCCCUGGGCCCAUGUACUGUCCCAAGGCCUCGCGAAAAGCCAGUGGUCGACCGGAUGCUGUUUCCCAGUUCCCGAGCCCCUCGGUUUGUUGAGCCCGAGGGCCGGGCGGCCUAGGCGCGAGAGCUUAGUGAGGAAGGGGAUUCAGCCUCAGAAGAAAACCGUCACCACACUCAUGGCAGGGAUUUUGUGCUCAAUAGUUCAGAGACCCCCAGGCAGACUCCAAAUGAUGGCAAAAGGUAUGGAGUCUCUUAUUUACGUGGAUUGGAUUCGUCACAAAUUUACCAAGUCAAGAAUUCCAGAUAAAGUAUUUCAGCCUUCACCUGCAGAUCAUGAAAAAUAUGGUGGGGAUCCACAGCACCCUCAUAAACUGCAUAUUGUUACCAGAAUAAAAAGUACAAAAAGACGUCCAUAUUGGGAAAAAGAUACAAUAAAGAUGCUUGGACUAGAAAAAGCACAUACUCCUCAAGUUCACAAGAAUAUCCCUUCAGUGAAUGCAAAACUGAAAGUGGUUAAACAUUUGAUAAGGAUCAAGCCCCUGAAGUUACCCCAAGGACUUCCAGCAGAGGAGGACAUGUCCAACACAUGCCUCAAGAGCACUGGGGAAUUAGUGCGGUGGCAUCUAAACCUCAUAGACCAAGAAGCAGUUAAGUCCUAAGGCCAGAGCAGUUUCAUACUAAGAAAUGUAAAUCAUUGUGUUCUCAUUAAAAUAUAGUUUAAAUACUA